Pecten maximus is the source of this 4758-nucleotide messenger RNA. Its product is annotated as gamma-aminobutyric acid type B receptor subunit 2-like. The record is from RefSeq and is a predicted model, not a curated record. Gene Ontology annotation, biological process: gamma-aminobutyric acid signaling pathway; G protein-coupled receptor signaling pathway. Gene Ontology annotation, cellular component: membrane; G protein-coupled receptor heterodimeric complex. Gene Ontology annotation, molecular function: G protein-coupled GABA receptor activity. Lineage: Eukaryota; Metazoa; Mollusca; Bivalvia; Pectinida; Pectinidae.
AUGUUGGUGUACAUCGUUCUCAUUGGAAUUUUGACGACAUCGAUUUAUUCUGAGAGUGUAGCCAAAAAGGAGAUAGUAAUUGCUGGUUUGUUUCCCACUUCACGUGAUAUUCCGGCCGGGGCUAUCGGGCGUGGUGUCCGUCCAGCCGUUCAACUAGCUCUUGAUAUGGUCAAUAACGAUACCACCAUUCUAAAGGAUUAUAUCCUUCGUAUGACGUCAAAUGAUACUGAGUGUGACAUGGCAAAGGCGACAAAGAUUUUCUUUGACAUGAUGGAUGAGAACACGACCAAAGUGAUGUUGUUCGGUGAUGCUUGUUCUAACGUCACUGGGCCUAUGGCGCAGAUAUCCAAGUGGUGGAAUAUGUGGCAGCUGUCAUACGCCGAUACAGAUCCCAAACUCUCCGAUAGAUCAACUUAUAGUAACUUUUUCCGGACUGUUCCGAGUGAUACGGACUUUAAUCCGGCCAUGAUCGCCAUUCUCCGGUACUUCAAUUGGACUCGAGUGGGGACAAUUUUCCAGGACCCUUCUACAGGAUCAGACAGAUACGGAAUAGCACACUCUCGCUUAAUCGAGUUACUAGAUGAUGCUGGAAUUGACGUGGUGAAAGUGGAGAGUUUUCUAGCCGAGCCAGACACGGCUGUUACCCAUUUAAAGGCUCAUGACGCCAGAGUAAUUGUGGGUUUUUUCGACCAUGAAAUGGCGAGAAAGGUGUUUUGUAGUGCUCGCAAACGAGGAAUGUACGGUCAGAAAUAUCAAUGGAUUAUCAUGGGUGAUUACCCACCCAACUGGUGGCGAUCUAACCACACUGAUGACUGCAGCAACAAGGAGAUGGAGGUCGCUAUCGAAGGCUACCUGUCCUCCGAGGUCUUACCCCUCAGUAGCAGCGACGAGGUUACGAUUUCGGGCCUGACCGCAUACGAGUACUUCCAGUUAUACAACACUUCUCGUGGACUAGAAUUCAGUAAAUACCAUGGUUACGCUUUUGAUGGUAUUUGGGUCAUCGCUAAAGCAAUGGAUCAGAUCCUACGACACACUGACCCCACAUCUAUAAAGGAGGAGACCUUCAGAGGACCUCCGGUAGCCUCGGCACUUAACGAAACAAACUUCAUGGGGGUCACGGGACGAGUGCAAUUUGACGGCGCGGAUCGAAUUGGCCACGUUCUUCUUUUGCAGUAUCAAGGAGGAGUAAUGGUGAAGAUUGGGGAGUACAAACGUGCUAACGAUGACCUGAUGUUAUUAGAUACAAUACGAUGGCAGGGGAAUGGGCCUCCGCGUGACCGGAACCUGCGCCGAUGGGAAGUGCAGAGAGUUUCUGUUGCUGCCUACAGCGUCAUUUGCUUUCUUGCUGGUAUCGGCAUUGUGAUGGCGACUGUAUUCCUCAUAUUUAACAUCAUAUUCCGUAACCAUGGGUAUAUCAAGAUGUCCAGCCCAUAUAUGAACAAUGUAAUUAUAGUGGGAUGUAUCUUGUGCUACCUGAGCGUAUUCCUCUUAGGAACAGACAGCGGUGUGGUCCCUACACACAUUGUUAAAUACGUGUGUGUGGCACAGUCAUGGGUUUUGUCCAUAGGUUUCUCACUCGCCUUCGGAGCAAUGUUCAGCAAGACCUGGAGAGUUCAUGCCAUCUUUACCAACAUCAAACUUAACAAAAAGAUAAUCAAAGAUUAUAAGUUGUUUAUUAUGGUGUGUGUGCUGGUACUGAUAGACGCCGGAAUCCUCAGUGCCUGGCAGAUAAUGGAUCACUUAUAUAUGACGACAAAAGACCUCCCUGCUCUGGUAGUUGGUGAAUAUGAAGUCAUUCCAACGAUAGAAUACUGCACCAGUAACGCGAUGAAGAUCUGGCUUGGCAGUCUGUACGCGUACAAAGGAUUACUGCUAGUAUUUGGUUGUUUCCUUGCUUGGGAGACGAAGAAUGUCACCAUAUCCGCCCUGAAUGACUCGAAGUAUAUCGGAAUGAGCGUGUAUAAUGUCGUCAUAAUGUGUGUGUGCGGAGCAGCCAUCUCCUUCAUCAUCAAGGACCAACCAACGCCCGCUUUCGUCAUAAUCAGCCUCUUCAUUGUUUUCUGUACGACCAUCACGCUGUGUCUCGUGUUUGUACCAAAGAUGGUUGAGUUACAUCGGGAUCCAGCAGGGGAGGGCCGCCGAAUCAGGGCAACACUGAGAAGAAAAAAGAAGAGAGCACAGGAAAAUGGUACAACAUUUCAGAAACGGAUCAAAGAUGUGAUAGAGGAAAACGAACGAUAUAAAGAAAUCAUCAAGGAGAAGAGUGCUGAGAUCAAGAGCCUCCUGGAGCAGCUUGGUGAGGACACCAGUGCCUAUGAUGUCGAGUUCAGACCUCAGCUACACAAAAAAGUGAUAGAGCUGCGUAUGUCAGAUCUUUCCCCUGCGUCUUCAGCGACAGAGAUGGACCACAUGUCGAGUUUUUCUGAUGUUAGUGCCUUCACGCACACCACAUGUACAGACUCACCCCAGGUCCGACAGCGCCACCUAUUGAGAUCUAAUAGGUCUAUGGGAGGAAGCGAUACCGAUUGUAUGGAACUCGCGGAAACAAAUUGCAAAAAGCCAAACUGUUACAAACCGAGUACGCGUCAGUUAUCGGGAGAGUCUGACGGUUGUAGACUGAAGAAUGGGCCGACAGAAACAGACAAGAUUGAUUUCUCCUCAACUGAAAAUUACGGAUACACCAGCACGCUGGACAACAGUUGUGUUCAGAUGAACGACAAAGGCGUACAAGCUGGAGAGGGUCAGCUAAGCAGGCGGCCGAGGUGGAAACCGCCCUGUAAGGAGUCCGCGUGUAUCAACAAAUACGAAACGGUGGCUUCAAUAUCAGAACGGACGGUAGAAAUGUCCCCAAGUAGACGUCUGAAUGCCCUAAUACAGUGCAGUCCUAUGACGGUGAACGCCCUUGUCCACGAGGAGGAGACCAUUCCAGCGCCUGCCUGGCAACAUGGUUACAUAGGAAGGGGAAAGGGGGAGCCUGAUGUCCUAGAACCUCUCCUGGAGGGAUGUAGACAGGCUGCAGCUAAAUCGUGUGGUUCCACGAAAAAACGAAAGUUGGAAACAAGACUGGACGAUAUAACAGAAUAACAAGCUGUUCGAUAUUUGUUAUUGGUUACAUAUAUAUUUCCGCAUUUAUUUAUGUGUUUGUGCACUAUCAGUUUGCAUUUUAGAAAUGUUUUAAGAAGAAUUUUACAGAAUAUAGGUAUAAUUUAGCCUGUAUCGCUUGAUUUGCUUUAGAUAACCUUAUCCAAAACUGAAGGUCGACUCCUCUACAUUUACAGAAGUCAUGUAAAUAAACUAUUUAAACUAUUCGUAAACACACUAUACAUCAAAUUUCUAAAAAUCAGUUGAUGUAUCGAAUUGCAUAAGUACUAGUUCCAUUCCAAACGAAACAGUAUUCUGGUCUUUAACUGGAAUCUAGUUAAUGGGUAUUGGUGACGUUUCUCAGUGUUCCCUAUAAAUCACCGAAAUUUGCACUUAAGUAGAUAAUUCUGUUACCUUUUAGUGACAAUGAGAAAAAAAUUGUCAUUCAUUAACCGUUUUUAAUGUUAAAUGCAAUACUUUGCCGUUCAACUAAUUAUUAAAUUGUUCUGCGUAUCCUGUCACUGUUUUCAUAGUUAUGUAUGGAAGGGCUAUUUAAACACUACAAAUGUACACGUCCUCACGGUUAUUUUGUUUUAAGUGCUUUUCAUGAUAAAACUUGUGCUAAAUGAUUGCGCUAGAUGUAGUUCCUGUAUUGUUUUUCGCGGCAAUUAUCCUAAAUUCGACAAUGUAUCUAUCGCCAAUCUGUUCAACUAAAUUGUGUUAAAUCUUAUUGCGUCGAAAUAAUAAGGCAUGCUAUACUCGUGAACAUUUUCCGUAAAUAUGUUCCAAUAAACAUUCGAUUGAGGUACACAUUGUGCAAUGAAUGCGUGGUUAGAAUCUUACAGCACAGAUACAAAUGUAGUUAUUCAUAACAAGCCGUUUAUUUCUGGCUUAGAGAAUGAACGACCGCACAUUAUUUGUCUCUUAUCUUCGUUUUUCUCUCUAGCUCAAGGAAAACUGAAAAAUGAAACAUAUAAUUUAACAAAAUGUUAGCUUCUUCGUUUCAAAAUCCACUACAUAGAAUCGAUCGAAAUACUGACCUAUAGUAUUUGGUUGGAUAUGUACACAACACAUGAGUAUCGAACAAGUAAUUAUUCAAUGCAAUUAGUUGGAUAUCAUUUAGCCCGGAUAAAUAUUUUCUCUUGUACAUAAAUAUCACAUGAUUUGCAAUCUUUCAGUUCAUUAUUUACUUAACGAGAUUGUCAAAAGCAAGCUUAGCAAUACCCUUGAUUGGUCGAAUAGACAUCAUUGUAGUUGAAACAAACUCCCUCCAGACGUAUUUGUACAGUAUUCAAUUUGUUUUUGUUUCAGUAUUACAUAUUAUUAUCAUGGCUAACAUUUCACAACGUUUUAGGUUAUUUGGUCAGUAGUUUGUAGAAGCAUUGGGCCAUCAUACCUACUGUCAGAAAUGUUCCUCUAUUCAGCGAGUUGUUAUUUCCGGUGCUACAAAUGUAGUUGCAAGAUGAAUGAUAUAAAUGUAUUUAUACACUGUAUAUGUAUUUAUACAAUUGUAAACAUACAUGUAUAUAUAUAUAAUCUGUAGAUGUUCGGAGACCGAUGAAGCAGUGUUGUUCUAAUUAUUGUUAUACAAACUGUGGCUGCUUCAAUCUCGAUAUUUUAUUACAUUUGUUAUUGUAAUGAGAAAAAAAAGUAUUAAAUUAAAUUUCCCUAAACUUA